AUGGCGAGGCCUGGGCGCGUAGCGCUGGCGACCCCGCGGUCGGCCGGUCUUGGAGGCUCGGGACAGCCGCAGGCGCGGCGGCAGCAGCAGUCUCAGGGACGGCAGCGCUCGGCCUCAUGGCCGGGACAGCGCAGCAAAGAAAAGAAGAAAGUGAAUUGCAAGCCUAAGAACCAGGAUGAGCAAGAAAUCCCUUUUCGGCUCCGAGAAAUUAUGAAGAGCAGACAGGAGAUGAAAAAGACGCUAAGUAACAAGAAGAGAAAAAAGGAGGCCCAGGUGGCUUUCAAGACGACAUUGGAAAAGGAAGCGAAGGGAGAGGAGCCAGACAUCACUGUCCCCAAGUUCAAGCAAAGGAAGGGGGAGUCUGAUGUGGCCUAUGUCCAGCGCAUGGAGCAGGAGGCCCAGCAUGUGCUGUUCCUUAGCAGGAACCAGGCCCCUCGGCAGCCAGAGGUGCAGGCAGCUCCCAAGAAGGAGAAGUCUGAGCGGAAGAAAGCGUUCCAGAAGCGACGACUGGAAAAGGCCCAGAAGAAAAGGGAAGCAAGAGCAGUGGACAAGUUGGAGCAGGAGCUACUGAAAGAUACUGUGAAGUUUGGAGAAGUUGUGCUGCAGCCCCCAGAGCUGACAGUUCAGCCUAGGAGGAGCACAAGCAGAGAUGCGCCUGGCAAGAAAUCACUAAUGCUGAAGAAGAUGCUGUUGGGUCCUGGUGGCGGGUCCCCAGCUCCGGCCACCUCACUGGCCCGCCGGCGAAUCCUGGGGGAAGAGCGGGAGCGGGCUGUGCAGGCUUACAGAGCCCUGAAGAAGCUACAUCGACAGGAAAUGACACCUGCACAGCCACCAGGCGGCUCUUCCCAGAGGCAGGUCGGCGCUUAUCUGUGAUGCAGAGACCCAGGGGUCCCCUGGAAACUGGUCUGGGAGCUGCUAGACCUGGGUAAGGGAGAGGCAGCAGAUGUUCUCCCUGGAUGAGGUCCUGAGAGUAAGCGUUCAGUUUGGAAGGGUGCAUCUCCUUCCUCUGAAGGUUGUCCUUAUAAGAGUGACGGCCACGGUAUCCCGUCUCGUCCAGGGCAGGCCCCCCACCCCCCAGCACUUGCCUGAGACACAGCUGGAAGGACUGAUAUUUUCCCUGAGCCUAAGUUCAUUCUGAAACAAGUUACAGCUGAGGCGAGCCAGGACCACUGUAGAAUGGACUCAAUCCCUUAAUCCAGCUAAUUACUGAGGCUGCUGGUGUAGGUCACCCUAUUGUUUUAAGCAGCUUCCAUGGGCUCACUGCAACCAUUGGAAGGCAGGGGCAGAGCAAAGCAGGUUAGUGGGCUGGUGGAAGGGCAAGUGGAGGUUGGCAAUCAGCACAAUUUUUUUUUUCUUCAAGACAGGGUUUCUCUGUAUAGCUCUGGCUGUCCUGGAACUCACUUUGUAGAC
This is a messenger RNA of Mus pahari (shrew mouse), 1410 nucleotides long. RefSeq names its product coiled-coil domain containing 137 (gene Ccdc137). Lineage: Eukaryota; Metazoa; Chordata; Mammalia; Rodentia; Muridae. The transcript has 6 exons. The coding region runs from base 1 to 873 and encodes 290 amino acids. The record is from RefSeq and is a predicted model, not a curated record.